CCAAAUUUUGUUUGGAGAAGUCUAUCGUUCCCCAAGGUGUACCUUCGUGAUACCCGGGCAGUCAAAUAUUUAGAAUAUGCUAUGGGCUUUUCUCCACCAGCCCACUAAAGGCUCGGGACAAUGCAAGCGCUUUUGGGAUCCACGCUUUGCGAGACAGUAAGUCCUUUCGAUGCCUUCAAACCCUUCAUGUCCCGGAACGCACCCAGCGUUACGCUACUGUGGGCUCCCAGGUGGUUCAAAAGAGUUUUAAGGCUAUUCAAAAGCCUUGAGGCCAUUCUAAAAGAGUCUAAGACCUUUAAAGCUUCUACGAAGACAUUCCCGAACACAGACUUCGAUUGCGAAAACUUCUGCUUGGAAUACGGUUUAGUCCAAGUGCACCUGCCACAGUACUCCCAUCGUCCAUCUUCGAUCCGUCGGUAUACCAUAUUUACCUGGGACCCUUCAUCAAUCAUAGUUAUUAUCACUUCACAGCACACCCUUUCAGGAAGUCUGACCUUGUAGGGUUUAUAGGAGGAUAACUCGGGAUCAUCCAUAAAUGGCUGGAGAACAUCCAAAUAAUGCCGAAGAUCUCCACUAUUCGUGCUGAUCGCAGUGGGCAGCCGUAGGGCGCUCCAGCAGGCUUUCAAUCAGAAUAGACAGAGUAGGAAUGCCUGUAAUCAUAUCAAGGGCAUCCUUAGAACAGGUGCGUAUAGCUCAUGUGAUGGCCACGCGGACCAGUCGAUGCAGCUUGCUCAAGGUGGCACCCGCGUUUACUUGAUUAUCUUUUGGCCAUCAAGCCAGUACCACAUCUAUAACAACGGGUUUUACUACCGUAUCGAAAGAACAAUACAUUAGUUUUGGGUGAUAUUCCCUAAGUCUUACCAUAAAGUCUCUGACCGGUAUAAAACGCCCUUGUAGUCCAUGAUUCAAUAAUAAUUAUUAAAUCAUGCUUGUAGUCUGGUUGAUGACAUUGCAGAGAUGUGAGCUCCAAUUGAGAGGAUGUUUUCAGAUACAUAUUUUCUAUUCUUCGCAAACAAUUAUUAUUGUCACGGAACCUACCAAAAUGCAAUCUAGCCUACUAACCUACCAAAUGGAAAUAAACCUACCAGGUUUGGUAGGAAAAGUGGAUGUGUGGCAACACUGGCCGACGGCCAAACCAACUAGCAUUCACCCAUUUCGAGUAUACCAGGCAGCCCACUUUUUUGCUUCUUUCUUUCGGCAGAUACAAGAGCGCCAAGAGUUCACCCGGCCGUUCAGUAGUUCGUGAAAAGCCAAUGUGAACGCUUGUUUGUUCCAACGCAGCAAAAGCAGCCAAGUAUUGUGCAAGGAGUGCAAUUGAAGCGUGUGCUUAGCAAAUUGGGGAAAAAAUAAAUUUUUUUGAAGAGAAAAAACUCGAUUAAAUUUCAAGAGAAAUACCAGAUUUGUGAAAUAGUUAAAAUUCAUAGAGUUAAAAGUGACACAAAAGUAAGCGAAAGACAACUGAUAGAGUUGUGCAAACUGGUGUUUGCGAACACAGAAAAAAGAAGAAAAAAAUUAGGAAAAGUCAAACUCGCUGAAGACAGUAGAAAUCGGAAAAUAGAAAAAAUCUUCCCACACACUUUUUGACAGUUUUUCCUUUGUAUAAAAGUAAAAAACUAAAAGCAGCAAAAGCUAUUCUCAAAGUCCGUUUUUGCUGGACCCAAGUGUUGUGUGAAAAAAUAAUGAUUAAUAGGUCAUCUUCAAUAAAAAAUUUGUGGUUGUUCAAAAACUCCCAUUUAAAUGCGUUACUGGUUGAUGGAUUUGUGAGUAAACGUGGUAAGGCGACUGCUUUAAAUUUGGCCGAUAAUUUGGAUGAAUCAACGAAUGGCAACGGUGUUAACGGCAAGAAAAAUAGCAAAGCGUCGCCAGCAAUAAACGGCAGUGCUAAUAGCAGCAGCAGCAGCAGCAACAACGACAACACCCCCACCGACAUUAGUGACAACAACAAUUCGGCAAGCAGCAGCGCCACCAACUUAACGGAGGCAAAACAGCAAACGUUCUACAAUAAAAAUGUCUGGUUGGAUGAUCGUUCGAAGUAUGGGCACACCGGUAAAGAGCUGCAGGAUAAAAUUGCCGCUGAGAGACGCCUACGCGCCGAACCAUUGUUGAAUCUGGUGUUUGCCAAUCGGAAAUUGUCCUUCUACGAUACCAGCCACACACCCGGUAGAGAUGACGGCAUACGGCGAGCUACUCAAACAAGACAACAAGCCAAAUGCACAAACGAAUAUGAACUAAAGACGAAAGAGAAUACGAGAACGAUUACUUAGACGAAUACAAAGCCCAUUACGAGUAGAAAAGGAAUAUGAGGACGAGUAAAGAUAUAAAUUCGAAGACGAAUACAACGACAAAGACGAAAAGCAAUACGAAUACGAAAACGAAAAUGGAGGCGAAUACGAGGACGGAUAGGAAGACGACGGUGAAGGACAAUACGAAAUUCAAAAACGAAUACGAAUACAAAGACGAAUGCUCAGACGAAAAGUUACACUAAAGCGAAUAAGAAAAUGAAAACUAGGACGAAUGCGAAUGCGAUUACGUUUACGAAAGUGAAGACGGAGAUGAAUACGAAUACAUGCAAAAAGUCCAAUAUGAAGAUGAAGAAUAAAGCGCUGAUUAUACUUACA
Rhagoletis pomonella (apple maggot) is the source of this 2618-nucleotide messenger RNA. RefSeq names its product probable DNA replication complex GINS protein PSF3. The coding region runs from base 1680 to 2264 and encodes 194 amino acids. Lineage: Eukaryota; Metazoa; Arthropoda; Insecta; Diptera; Tephritidae. The transcript has 3 exons. The record is from RefSeq and is a predicted model, not a curated record.